Messenger RNA from Rotaria sp. Silwood1, 1158 nucleotides. NCBI's taxonomy places the organism in Eukaryota, Metazoa, Rotifera, Eurotatoria, Philodinida, Philodinidae. The record is from the annotation of a GenBank genome assembly.
AUGAAUAGUCCUGAAUGGAUUACCAUCUUACUUGGUUGUAUAGCGUGUAUACUCAAUGGAGCAGGUCAACCAUUGUUCGCAUUUUUAUUUGCUAAAAUAGUCGAUGCAUUCAAAUAUUGUUCAAACUCUGAACGACGUCAUCAAGUGUUCAUUAGUAGCAUUAUUUUUAUACUCUUAGGUGUUGCUUUAUUGUUUCUUCGUCUUGUUCAGUAUACAGCUUUUGCCAUAUCUGGAGCGAAAUUAAUGCAGCGUAUUCGUUCGAAAGCAUUUGCAUGCCUUCUUCGUCAAGAAGUUGCUUAUUUCGAUAGACCAGAAAAUAGCUCUGGUGCAAUAUGUACUCGUCUGUCUUCUGAUGCAUCGGCUAUUCAAGAGAUGAGUGGUGCCCGAUUAGGAAACAUCUGUGAAAUUGGUUUUGGUGGAGAGAUAAACUUUGAUCAAGUCAAAUUUAUCUAUCCAACUCGACCAACAUCUGUUAUUCUUAACAAAUUUCAAUUGAAUAUCAAACCAGGUCAACGUGUAGCCCUUGUUGGAACAUCAGGAUGUGGUAAAUCAACAAUUAUUCAACUGUUAGAACGAUUCUAUGAUGCUACAAGUGGUCAACUAUUUCUUGAUGGUAUUGAUAUUCGACAAUUAAAUCUACAAUGGGUUCGUUCUCAUGUUGGUCUUGUUAGUCAAGAACCAAUCUUAUUCGAUUUGACAAUUGCUGAAAAUAUAGCAUAUGGCUUAGAAAAUGUUUCAAUGGAAGACAUUAUCAAUGCAGCAAGGAAAGCUAAUAUUCAUCAAUUUAUUGAGCAAUUGCCUCAGGGUUAUGAAACAAAAGUAGGUUUGAAAGGUAGUUUUUUGUCAAGUGGUGAGAAGCAACGUAUUGCUAUUGCUCGAGUUCUUAUUCGUCGACCUAAAGUAUUGCUCUUAGAUGAAGCUACAAAUGCCAUGGAUUCACAAAAUGAACAACUUGUACAAGAAGCUCUUGAGCAAGCUCAAACAGAAGAUUCUAGUAGAACAUCAUUGAUUAUUGCUCAUCGUCUUUCAACUAUUCGUUCGUGUGAUUUGAUUUGUGUACUUGAUAGAGGAUGUAUCGUGGAAAGUGGUACUCAUACAGAUUUGAUACAACGACGUGGAGCUUACUAUAAAAUGCUUGCUGAAAACAAUUUACAAUGA